Chenopodium quinoa (quinoa) is the source of this 1659-nucleotide messenger RNA. Its product is annotated as protein FAR1-RELATED SEQUENCE 5-like. Bases 18 to 581 code for a protein of 187 amino acids. Gene Ontology annotation, biological process: regulation of DNA-templated transcription. NCBI's taxonomy places the organism in Eukaryota, Viridiplantae, Streptophyta, Magnoliopsida, Caryophyllales, Amaranthaceae. The record is from RefSeq and is a predicted model, not a curated record. The transcript has 2 exons.
UGUGGGUUCCUGCCUACAUGAGACACAUCUUCUGGGCAGGAAGUAAGACGACUCAGUGUGUUAAAAGCAUUAACUCUUUCUUUGAUGGCUUCCUCAACAAGCACACACGGUUGUUUGAGUUUGGGCCAAAAUACAUCCAAGCAAUGGUGUCAAGAGCAAAUGAUAAGCAACCAGCUGAUGCUGCUGAUCAGCGGUUUUCUCGACCACUUAUCACUGGUUUUAUGCCCGAACGGUUUUUCAGAAAAAUCUACACAGAUGCAAAGUUUUUGGAUGUCCAAGAAGAAUGCAAUAGGGUGACCCCGUUGCAAAAGGUCAUCAAUUCUGAUGUUGAAACUGUUACCCAUAUGAUUGAGGAAAGAGUGUGGGUCUUGUGCAAGGAUACUCGGAUAGAAUUUCGGACUCAAUAUACGAGGAUAUAUCAUGUGAAAAUGCACGCAAAAACCAGUGAAGCUUAUUGCAACUACAAGCAUUUUGAAACUCAUGGCAUUAUAUGUCAUCAUAUCAUUAAGGUUUCGGAUAUGCAUAAGGUGACUAUUGUCCCUAAAAAGUCUGUCUUACCCGCUGGCACAAGGAUGUUUUGAGAAAGCACACUAGGGUCAAGGUCGCUUACCAUGAUCCUUCUAAGACGGAAAAGGCAAGAAGGUAUGAUGAAAUGAUGGUAGCUUUUGAGCAUGUAUGCAUUAAGGCAUAUGCAGUGGCUGAUUGUGUCCCUAUAGUUAUCGAGUCACUUCAGUAGUUGGACAUCAACUUGGAUACCAUAGCCACUACAGCAGGCAUAUCUGGUGUCACACCAAGUAAGAAAACUCAACCUAAAUCAAUCAAGAAAUCUCCUGCUUCCUCUAAAAAGAAAUCUCCAAAGCUUGUGAACACCAAGAGAAAAGGGACUGUCACCGAGACAGAGAAUCAGUGUGCUUUUAAUGUUUCUCCUUCCUAUUUUGAGAGUGGUUCUCCAUCUACUGAUGUGUUGGUCAAUGACCCCGUUUCUCUCAAAAAACCUCAUAGAAAUUUAAGUUGCAGGUACUGGUCUUGUGUAGAGAGGCCUAAACUGCGAUCUCCGGUCAAGGCCAAGUCCAACAGAAAAAGGCACUACACCCUCAGGUUACUUGCAACAAUAAGAUGUUCAUGUAUAACAUUUUUGCUUCUAAUAUCACUUACUAAUGGUAUAAUUAUGUGCAAGAGAGCUCUAAUGAAGUACCUCGCUUGUCUGCUUGUGGCAUUGAGAUGCUGACUGAAGAUGGUUCAGUUGGGUACUUCACUAGCACAGUGGAAGCGGAGUCCUAUGGUUUUGUGUUGUGUUUUGAAGAUGAUGAAGGUUGUGAAGAUGAUCUUCUCACCCAACAUUAUCUGGUUUGGGUAUAAACUAUAGUUUCUGUGUAAUUUUUUGGAUGUUAAAGGAUAGGUGAAAAUUAGGGAAUAAUAUUUUUUGGAGCAUUUGUAGGUGGGCAGUCAUUUUUUGGACUUUGCCCCUGGAAGAGGUUUAUUUUUUGGUGUGUUUGCUUUGGUUGAACACACGAGUCUAACAACUAUGCAGCUGACAGUUAACUUAGAACUAGUUAAGAGGGAUGUAUAUCUAAUCCCUACCCCCCUAAUCCUUUUGAACAUUGAAGUACCUCUAAUGGUCUUAAUUGACAACAUUUGUAACCUUUUGUGAACAGCUAC